CCCCUCUACCGCGCACCGCCAUGUCUUCGACUGACCGUACUCGCAUUGCCAUCCUAGACGACUACCAGUCGGUCGCUCUUACAAGUGCGGACUGGUCCCCUCUUCAGGGCAAAGUCGAUAUCGAAGUAUAUCACGACGCGCUCGCCGACGAGGACGCUCUUGUCCGUCGGCUGGAGCCCUACGACAUCAUAUGCGCCAUGAGAGAGCGCACGAAAUUCACAGCCUCGUUGCUCGAUAGGUUGCCGAACCUCAGGCUCAUAGCCACCACGGGGCUACGUAAUGCUGGCAUAGAUGUCGUCCAUGCGAAGACAAGGGGCAUCGUUGUCUCUGGGACUCCAGGCGGAGGCAACUCUACCUUGGAGCAUAUAUGGGCCUUGAUUCUAGCCACGGUCAGAUAUGUCGCGAUUGAAGACGCGAACACGAAGCAAGGCAAACCCCAAUGGCAGUCUACCAUCCCUAUGGGUCUGAAGGGCAAAACGCUCGGUCUGGUGGGGCUGGGCAACCUGGGAUCUCGCACUGCGAAGAUUGCGAAAGCCUUUGAGCUGAAUGUCAUCGCCUGGUCGCCUCACCUCACUCCUGAGCGAGCCGCCGCAGGCGGGGCUACAUACAUUGCGACCAAGGAGGAGCUGUUCAAACGCAGUGAUGUCGUGUCGAUACACAUUGUUCUCUCAGAACGCAGCCGCCACCUCAUCACGGAUGCGGACUUGGCCCUCAUGAAGCCUACCGCGUUCUUUAUCAACACGUCCCGGGGCCCAAUUGUAGAUGAGGGCGCUUUGGUCGAAGUCUUGCGACAGCGGCGCAUUGCUGGGGCAGGACUAGACGUGUUCGACGUCGAGCCUCUGCCUUUGGAUCAUCCACUCCGCAGGCUGGACAACGUUACCCUUACUCCUCACACAGGGUAUGUCAGUGACGACACGUACGCGGGAUUCUGGACUGACACCGUGGAUAACAUUGUCAGCUUCCUAGAUGGAAAGCCUAAACGGGUGAUAGAGCAGUGAUGGCUGCAAGCCGGUCAACAGGAUAGGGGAUAAUUAGCACGGUACUUCGUCAUACAUAGGUCCUGGUCAACCCCCUCCCAGUCGAAUUCAAUGUCCUUGGAAUGCAUGUGUGCGACUCUGGCCCCGCGAGAAAGAGUAACGACAGUAACUGUACUACU
This is a messenger RNA of Fomitopsis serialis, 1156 nucleotides long. RefSeq names its product D-isomer specific 2-hydroxyacid dehydrogenase. NCBI's taxonomy places the organism in Eukaryota, Fungi, Basidiomycota, Agaricomycetes, Polyporales, Fomitopsidaceae. The coding region runs from base 21 to 998 and encodes 325 amino acids. The transcript is spliced from 3 exons. Gene Ontology annotation, molecular function: oxidoreductase activity, acting on the CH-OH group of donors, NAD or NADP as acceptor; NAD binding. The record is from RefSeq and is a predicted model, not a curated record.